AUGUAUGUGCAUCCGAUUGUUCAGCCCAUGAGCCAAUCACUCGGCUCGCCUACCAUCGUAAACGGUGCUUAUCGAGUCAAUGCGAUUCCCGUCCUACAGCAGCAGUUUCUGUACACGACGCAGCCCAUGAUGGCGACGCAGUCCAUGAUUCAGACCAUUCCUGCCACCACGCCCAUGUACUCGGUGGCGCCGCCACGUCGGCAGAAGAAUAAGGGCAAUGCCGUGUUGUUUGUGGGGCAGUUAAACUAUGAUGUGACGGAGAAGGAUGUGCACCACCUCUUCUCCCACUAUGGCCAAGUGGUGAACGUUGUGCUGCUAAAAGACACCAAGCGCAACAGCAGUAAAGACGCAUCCUCUCCGCAGAAGAGCAGCAAACACGUCGUUGGCAGCUCGGCCUUCGUGACAUACCCGACGACCGCCGAGGCGGACUUGGCCAUCGUCUCUCUGCACAACCGCUACUGCAUGGACAACCGCGAUAAACCCGUGCAGGUCUCCUACUGCCAGAAGACAGACAUCAUCUCCGACUUCGGCUACCGCCAUGCAUUGCAGCUGCACUCCGAGAACCCUGCCAACCCAAUUCCUAGCAUCACCCCUACACCCUCUGUCGCCUACGCCGUCAAGUUUGCAUAA
Leishmania braziliensis MHOM/BR/75/M2904 is the source of this 630-nucleotide messenger RNA. RefSeq lists its product as hypothetical. The transcript has a single exon. Gene Ontology annotation, biological process: positive regulation of mRNA splicing, via spliceosome. The coding region runs from base 1 to 630 and encodes 209 amino acids. Gene Ontology annotation, molecular function: RNA binding. Gene Ontology annotation, cellular component: U12-type spliceosomal complex; nucleolus. Lineage: Eukaryota; Euglenozoa; Kinetoplastea; Trypanosomatida; Trypanosomatidae. The record is from RefSeq and is a predicted model, not a curated record.